Colletotrichum higginsianum IMI 349063 is the source of this 2361-nucleotide messenger RNA. RefSeq names its product Fungal specific transcription factor domain-containing protein. The transcript has 7 exons. The record is from RefSeq and is a predicted model, not a curated record. Lineage: Eukaryota; Fungi; Ascomycota; Sordariomycetes; Glomerellales; Glomerellaceae. Bases 1 to 2361 code for a protein of 786 amino acids. Gene Ontology annotation, biological process: regulation of DNA-templated transcription; DNA-templated transcription. Gene Ontology annotation, molecular function: DNA binding; DNA-binding transcription factor activity, RNA polymerase II-specific; zinc ion binding.
AUGGAUCCCGAGGACGGCCUGCGUCUGCAACGACACAAGCAGCGCCGCGUCGCCGAUAAGGAGAGGAAGCGGGCUGUUCGAGCCUGCGACGGGUGUCGGAGACUCAAGGAGAAAUGCGACGGAGGAGUCCCCUGCCGCCGGUGCACCCGCCUGCGCCGGCAGUGCGAGUUCCUCACGCCCACAACCAGAGAUGAGCCCGGGUCCGAGACCACAUCGAGACCACGCCCCUCGCACCACGAGGAUUCUCAUUUAAGGCAGAGGAUGGCUUACAUGGAGCGGCUGCUGGCGCACUACACUGGCAAGAGCACGCUGGAUGCCGAGACCUUGAAGACCUUGACCGAGUCCUUCGAAAAAGGACGUGCCGGCCCCGGGGUUCCCGGAGCCGGAGCUGAGGCGGACGUUUCCAUGGAGCCCGAGGUCGGCGCCGAUGCGGAAGUGCAAUCACAGAGCUCCGACUCGUUCAAGGUAGAUGAGAUCACGGUCCAGCCUCUGGAGAACAACAUCACACACUACUCGGGCGAGUUCUCCCACUGGAACUUCUCCAUGCGAAUAAAGCAGUGGAUCGAGCAGUGUGUAAACGACGCCCCGGAUGGCCCCAAGACGCAGUUCAAGGAGUACUACCGUCCGGAAGAGCUGCAGUCGUCCUCCAAUACAGUAGCUUCCCUGUCGUCCCUGCCGCCGCGUUACGUCGCCGACUUCCUUGUCCACGCCUUCUUCAACCACGCAGAGACCAGCUACUUUUACGUCGAGCGCCAUUGGCUCAACGACAAGCUGGACCUGGUGUACGACAACUCGACAUCCCUGACGCGGCGGGAUGUCGGCACCGUGUGCAUGAUCCUCAUCAUCUUCGCCAUCGGGACCCAGUAUGCCUACCUGGACUCUCGCGACGAAAGAGGCGGGCCUCCGAACGCGGCCGCCGUUGACACGAGCCCCUUCUCUGAGGAUACGAUUGGCAUCAUGUUCUACCAGCAGGCAUGCCGACUGGUCCCCGAUGUCAUCACAAUAUCGUCCUUGGAAAGCGUCCAGGCAUGCCUUCUGAUAGGAUUGUAUACUCUGCCGCUUGACGCCUCGGGGCUGUCGUAUGUCUACUUGAACCUCGCUGUCAAACUGGCGAUCCAGAACGGCAUGCAUCGGAAGUACCCCGGAGACGGUAUCGAUCCCGUCAUCCGUGAGACGAGAAAUCGUGUGUGGUGGACGGCCUACACGACGGAGAAACGCAUUGGUAUAUUCCACGGCCGGCCAAUAUCCAUCGCCGCCAGCGAUGUCGAUGCAGAGCUGCCGGUAGACCGACCAGACAUCUGGCCCGGCCCUGCGCCGCCAAACACAGCUCACAUGUUGGCAACACUCCGGCUCAACAACGCUCUGAGCCGGAUCGCCCAUCAAAUAUCAUUGUUCAAGACGUACGAAAAGCAAGAGAUACCCGAGGGCAUGGCCAAGCUCGUGGAGAUGAAGACCCAGCUACACAACUGGUGGAACAGCCUCCCGGAGCCGACCUUCUGCAAAGACCCCGCCACUGGUCCGGCCGUCUUCCGGCCCACCAUGCACUUGAGGUUGGAAUACUGCCUCGUCCGCAUGUUCGCCGGGCGGCCCUUCAUCUUCCCCCGCGACUCGGCACGCAGCACCGCGAGCUCGUCCGGGUCGCCCGCCGACUCGGCCGUGCCGCCGCGUUCGAGCGGCUCGACGAGCAAGACGCACCCCCGCUCGGUCCUGGUGGCGGACUGCGUCGACGCGGCGCUGUGCGUGAUCGAGACGUGCCGCCUGCUCCGCAACAGCGUCGGCCUCGCGCGGGCGUCGUACACCGAGUUCAGCUCCUGCCGCGCCGCGCUGCUCGUCAUCAUCACGCAGUGCCUGCAGAAGAAGACGGACCGCCUGCGCGACGCGCUGAGGGAGGGCAUGGCGAUGCUCCGGGAGAUGUCGGCGGGCGGCGAGUCGGCCAAGUCCGAGAUGUCGCUGAUCGAGGCCUUUGAGCGCGCCAUCUCGAGGCUCGACACGGCCGACGAGGCCGUGUCCGCCAAGGAGUCGGACUACGCGAGGUUCAAGAAGUGGGAGAUGCUGUGGAAGACGGACACGCCGGCACAGGAUGCGAGGAGCGAGAGGGGUCUCGACGCGGCGCUGCCCAUCCCGCCGCACCCUGCGGGGUUGUGGCGGGGACACCACGGCCACGGCGGACACGUCGCCCCCGGGGCGGGGCGGCAGGGCACGGCGUCGCUGCCGCCGGCUAUGCCGUUUUUCGGUCUUGAUGGGAGCCUGUCCCCGAUGCCGCCGGCUCUCGACCAGUUUUCGGCUAUGUUUGAGAAUGGGUACGUGCCGGGUUUUGAAGGCAUGGCCGGGGGCGUCGACGGAAACUGGAUGGGUCUCUGA